UUCAAUCGUAGACCCCACCUCAUCCAUCGCUCUUCUUAAAUUUCACCAGGACAUAUGUCGCAGAAUGAGUGGCUUCUUCAAGAACACCUCGCAUGUCUCUUUAAUUCGCACCGACCCAUCCCUUCAACAUGAGCUAUCUCUUUCCCAUCGGAAGGCCCAAUUCAGACAGACAUGGCCCACACAGCACAGCGACGGCUAUCUAUAUAUACGCUGUCUGUACGUACGCUAACACAUCAUGUAUGAUCAUAGGACAUGUAGGGUACGUCUAUGUGCUCAUGUCUCUAAGCAAAGCGUCCAAAGCCACAAAGCCGAGAAGACUGAUAAACGUACCAAAGCUUUACAGGGGCCGAGCAAUAUACAAAGCGGCGCUCGUGGAUGGGCUGGCUUCUGUUCACGCCGGCGCCACCCGCUGUUUGUCUGCAGAGGUGUACACAGCCGAGUCGAACAUGCGAGAGACACGUACAUUGAGGAAAGGGAAGUGGUCGUGUGUCGCAUAGUUUCCGUACCGAUGAAUGACUGAUAGUAGAGAGCUCCGCAGCAGCCGUACUUAUCUUGGUACUUAUUAUCCGAGGAAUUUGCACUCAACCGCGCCUCCAAGUCAUCACAAUUGCCUGACACCAAUGUGUACACGCAGAGAGAGAAGGAGGUGACAUCUAUCAUGCAUGUGGAGCAAGGAUUCACCUGGCUCCAGUUCGAUUUGAGCUUUGCGCUCCGGAACACGCCCCACGCCAAGGUCACCCUACAUGCAGGCAGGCACAACCGCAUGAAAACAGCCCACACCAAAAGGGUAUUCGGACUGGUCGACUUACGUCGAGAGGGGGACGUUGGGGCAGCUCCCCAGGCUUUUUGGGCGGCCCUGUGGGACUCUCGUCCUCCGACUCCGGUGGUGUGAGGUCUCCGCUGCCGCUGCACUCGCCAGGUCUCUUGCGUGUUCCGCCCGGCGCGGGCAUCAGACUCACAAACUUGUUCCAGCAGAAGCCUUGUGUCGUCUGAAUGCAGCAACGACGUGACGUACAAUACUGAAGGGGGCGGACACAAGAGAAGCGUUUCUUUCUCUGCUUACGCGUGAGCAGAGCAUCUUGAUAUAGUCAUCUGCAAAUCCGCGGGGGGUGCGCUGUCCAUUUGCCCGCUUGACUUCAGACCCCAUGGAGUUGAGGAUAAGACCUAUGUUGGUGAAGAAGCAGCGGUCGGUGCACAGGUUCGCCAAAGGCACCAAAACCGGGUCCAGCGCAGCUGUAAAAGAGGCAGACAUUCAACUUGAUCUAUUCGCGCUUCUCUGCCGCUAUUCGCGCUUCUCUGCCGCUAUUCGCGCUUCUCUGCCGCGUGUCUCGCUCACCGUGGUCUUCGACAACCGCCUCCAGUAUCUCCAGGUGAUCCUUAUACUUGGUCAGGCAAUACGUCUCUUCGUCGGCAGCCUGGGCAAAUGCCAAUGAAAGUCUCCAUUCCCAUCCCUGACCGACCCGCUCACCUACCUUGGCGCACAACGUGUUAAGCGUGCGGAUAAUCUGCGGAUGAGUCAACGGUGUACUCGAUAUGUUCAUCUGUGCCAUCAUGAGGUGUUUCUCUGUACCUUGCUUGAACGUGCACAGCCAGGGCCCUUGCCAUUAGCGUCUGUGAUCCCCUCGUUGAGCGCGUCGACGGCCUGGGCGAAGCAACCAGUGCAGAUGGCCUCGAGCUUGUCCGAGUCUACAGCUAGCUCGGCCACGUUCGUGAAGUCAGUCACGACAGCAGCGCAGAGUGGAUCGUUUCCACCUACAGACGACGCGCUUGUGCUUGCAGCUGUGGGUCAUGUCUGUCGUUCGAAGCAUCUCACCUGCUCCUAGGUUGGUCUGGACGCUGUCGAGUACCGGGCAGCACCCGGCGUUGCUCAUUCCGUCUCUGGAGCACACCGGAGGCUUCAGAGUCAAGCCACCGAACUGUCGAGGAUGGAAAGUAGCCCCAUCAUGUGUGUCGUCUCUCCGUGCAGCCUGUGUCUCACGACUGUGUAGCAGUGCGUACCACUCCUGUUGAGCGGAGAUCGAAAUCGAAUGCAGCUGCGAGCCCCUUAAUCCUCUGGCGGUCAAUGGCGAGGCGGCACGCUCUCGAUGGCUGCGUGCGUCAACAGAGACAACAGCCACAAGAGGACGAGAACGACAACGGCAGAAAUCCCUCUAGCGUACUUUCUCCCUAUCAGGCUUACCGGCUCGCUGGCGAGGACCCUGCAGACACACAAACAAGGCAUUACACCCGAGUGUCCUGCCAUCUAGAAAGCCUCUCUUACAUGGUGAGCGAAAGGAUGAAGAAGAGAAUCAUCACACCAGGCACCAAGGCGGAUCCCACGCCUGCCUCACGGCCCCUAAGGGAGAACAUACAGCACACCCACCCAUCUGCCAUGCAGAUGCAUUCAUUCUUCCGCGUGUCCGUACGUCUGCAUGACGAAGGCCAGAGACGAAAUUGCGAGCGCCAGGGACGUGAUCAAUGAUGUGCUGAUGGCCGAUGCACCCGACUCCUCGUCGGAUUCGUCAGGCUCCUCUGUUGAGCUCGAGCUGUGGUCUGGAUCGGAAUCAACGGAGAAGUAUUCGGGAUUUAUGUCGGGCUCCUCGAAGACUUGCUCUACGAUAGCCGCAGGUGGUAUCUCCUCGUCUGUGGUUACCCCGAUGACGCCCUCGACCACAUUGUCUAUGUCGUCUGUUUCGUCGAGAGCCGUAGCAAAGCUGUUGUCUAGUUCCCCAGACGAUUCAGCCAUGGUGAGCGCGACGUCCAGGCCGUCAUCGGUCGCACCGACUGUCUGGAUGACACUCGUUAUGUCCACAGAUGCCUGGAGGUAGGAGACAUGGAGACACCACCGUGUGUGUGGCUGUGUCUCAUGGCCAGGUCGUACGACUCACGUCCUCAUUAUUGAGUCUGCGCAGAAAAAAGGUUUUGGCGCGGAUCAGGCGUCUCACUUGGACAUUCUCGUCGCAUGUCGGACUUUCCAUGCAGCUCUCGAGAUUGUGCGACCCCACGCAAAACGAAAAGUCGCCUGCGCGGCAAACCAAGGACAUUAACAAUACAAGCAUAGUGUGCAAAAACUGAUGACUUACAGCCAUCACAGCUUAUCGAUGUCGCCAUGUUCUGCCGCAGGUUUUUGGCGAGGGCCUAUAAUAUGAGAAAGGACAAUGGAAAAGAGCAGACAGGGGUUGCGAAUGGGACCUGGCUGAUGGCACAGUUGCGUUGAUUAGUGAGUUUGUCCCUCGACAUGCCGCUGAUGGUGGUCUUCACUUCAUACUUGCGAAUCUCAGUCAGCUCGUCACAGCCGACGAACAGCUGCAUUUGAGAGAGACAAGAAAUACCAAUUCAAACACGGGAGACUAUCUAGGAUUCUCCUCAGCUUCUCUUGCCUGAGAGCAGCCGCCCUUUGCAGGAGGGGGACUCUGCAUCCGUCGCACAAAGGAGGCACCGUACCAUUUGAAAAGAUCUCCCUCCCUUCUACGAUUGGCUUACAGGUUUGGUCCAUUCUCCUUUGCUUGGUGGCGGUUUAAGUGUGGGGCGGGGGGGAGGAGGUGUCGGCAGUUGGAUGGAAGGCGGCGCAGGAGGUCGGCCAGGCUGGUAGAAGUCUCUAAGUGCCUGAGCGCUCUCUGCGGUUGUCUUCUUGACAACAGAAGACAAAUCUGGUAUGUCAGGACAGCUUUCUUGUAAAGCUGCGGCAAACUCAGGAUCCUUCUGAGUCAGUUCGUUGACAUCCCAGCUGAACCAGUCAUGGACAGUAUUGCACUGCUCCAAGUUGAGUCGAAACGUUUCUGAUUGCAUAGAAUCGACAACAAGUCACGGGCCAGGGGUGGCGUGUUUUGCUCUUACUUUCAUUCCCGUCUUCAUACAGGAAGUCGACUAGCCCGGCUGUCGAUUCUUGGCAUUCACCAGACCUUCUCCCCCAUCUCCCCAUUUCGUGGUUGCAAACGAGCUUGCAGAAGCUAUCCGCAAAGCAGCCUCUAGUGUCGACAGUCUAUCGAAGCGACACAUGUCCUCAAUAAUCAAGACAAUGAUACCCUUGCUUGUCUUCACUAACCGUAUUGCCAGACGUUCUAUCGUAUGUCCGAUAUCUGGAGCACCAUUCAUAAAUAAGUGAUCGAUUACUGAUCAAGGAAUAUCGCAGGCAUCGAUCCGAGUGCAGAUAACGGAGCUCCUGAUAUCACCAGUGGACAAAGACCAGUCACAGCAAUCAGUCUUCUAUGUCGGGUAAUAUACUUACCGGAUGCUUGUAGGGACUUUUCGCAUUCAUGUCGCAGUGGCCAAAGGGAAGAGACGACCCGGGGUUCAGUCCAUACCAGAAGUAAUUAAAAUGGCAGUCGUCCGUAUUACAUGUCUGGUCCCAACAUCGGUGGUCAAUGGGCGGUCGGUAGUAGUCAGGGGGGUAGCCUGGCUCUGGGUCGACAACCGGGGGUGGUGUCCUGUAUUCCUCCGAUCCGUUUGCUGCUGCCGUCUGUUUGAUGUACAUGGUCGCAUUGUGGGUCGCAUUGUACACGCAUGUCUCGUUGGCUUUCUUAGUGAGAGCAAUACACUUGGCAGCUGGCCCUGUGUGGUGUGAACAGUGUAAAUGAAGGGAGUCGCUCAAUGUGCACAUAAGAAGCCACUCAGUCUUAUGCAGCCCACCGCAUUCACUUGCAUCCUCUUUAAAUGCUUUCGCAAUUGUGUCUGCCGUUGGGAAACAGGGUAAGUAGUACAUGUCUCCUGUCUUGUCAGUACAGUGCUCUGAUGAGAAAGAUAGUCUUCUUAUUGGUCUCACAGCGGGAGAGAGUGUGUUGCGCCUUUGUGUCAUGCAAAUCUCACUCUUGCUUCUGCAUGUUUUCUUGUCAUGGGUCUUUAAGCAAUCAUACCUGCGCACAUCAGCGAGGAGAUCAAAGGGCUGUCAUUACGAUUAUCCCCUGUCACCUACUCCCUGCCCACAUACCACUUUCUGGCUUCAGGGCAUUUCGUCGGAUCUCCAUUGCUGGCCACGUAAAGAGCCAGAGUGCUAGCCUUGAUAUCACAAGGCCACUCUCGCCAUCUGUAUGGGUCUUGGACCCACUGACAGUCAUCGACGGCCUCGCAUACACUUCGUGUUGCGGCGCUAUGGCAAGCCGGCAAGAUGCCGCAAUCUAGAAUGUGGCCCAGUUUGUGUAGCUGUGAACAGUGCAAUACACAUGCGGUAUGGUGGUCUGUAAGAUGACUUGUCAUUGCCUUCAUGUAAGUUUGUGCGCCUUACGAGGGCAAAUUUCUCGUAGUAUCUGAGCGAAAUCGAAGAACAAUGGUUACCAAUGCUAAGUGCCCACUCGUUGUAGCUGUGCACUCACAUGUCGAAUGAUUGAGGGACGCAGAAGUCGAAAGGGUAGUUAAAUCCCUUGCAGCGUGGACCUAAGAAGCCGAACCCAUGCACACGUGCUUCCGUCCGUCCCCUAUUUCACGACAUACCGUCGAUUGAAUAAGAAUAACACUUUCCCGAGUCUCUCUUGAGGCACUGAGAAUCAGACCACAUGAGAAGUGACAGGAGACUCAUGUGCCCCACCUCUGUGGCAUUAGCCGCGAUUGGGCCUUGUGCUUCGAGCUCUGCCAGCUUGGCCUUGCACGCAAAGGGGGGGGCCGGGGGAAGGGAUGGCUCCUCGGCCGGAGGUUCAGGCGAGAUAUCGAGUGGCGGUUCGACAAUCUCGUCGACUUGUAGCUGUCGUGUGCAGUUGGCGCCCGUACAAGGAGGGCGUGGCUCAUCGUCGGUGCAAUUGGUCGAGUCGCUCUCGUUGCAUUUGCCGGGAGGGGGCCUGUCAGGGUAGUCAGGCGGCACGUAUGGAGGCCGCGAAGGGGGUGGAACGUAAGCCACAGUCUCGCAGAGAGGGAAGGAGUCACAGAAGGUGUCGUCGCCUUCCCACGCUUUCCAGGCCAAAACGAGGCGCAAGGGACCAGAGAUGAGGGCCACGACCACCAGGUACAACUUCAUUUCGGAAAACAGGAAAGGGUGACCGUCG
Vitrella brassicaformis is the source of this 5951-nucleotide messenger RNA. The record is from the annotation of a GenBank genome assembly. Lineage: Eukaryota; Vitrellaceae.